UGUGAAAACUAUUAUAAUUUUCAGUAAUGUCUUUACUUCAAACUUUACCGUACAAAGACUAUGAGAGAGCGUUAAAGUUCACAAAGGAACAGUGUGAAAUUAUUGCAAAAGUUGCAGACUUGAGAAACAUCAGUUUCCUCGAUGCAGGAAAACCCGGCGAAAUGCUAAUGAAACAGUUGGACAGGCAGGGUUAUUCAGCCAAUCAAUAUAAACAGAUUUUAAACUCUGCAUUUAUCACCAGAAAAGCCACCUUUUACAAGCCACAAGCCAAGGUUGCAAUUCUUAUAGGAAAUGAGCAAUACAUACAUUUGGCAAAGUUAGCCACCCCAGCAACAGACUGUGAUCAUUUAGGAAAAAAACUGAAAACCUUGGGUUUUACAGUUAUAACUUUGAAGAAUAUAACUAGUGGGGUAUUGAAGAAUGUCUUAGUACAUCUUUUGGAAGUUGUACCAAAUGAUUCAUAUUGUCUUGUGUUUUACGCUGGCCAUGGAUGUGAAAUAUGCAACACAAAAUGUUUGCUAAGUAUAGAUUGUCCAUCAGAAAAUAUACAACCACAACACUUUAUAACUGAGAACUUUUUACUCAAUCAAGUGGCCAAGUGCAAACCAGACCUGUGUGUUUUACUUAUGGAUAUGUGUAGAGUUAAUUUAGAUAGAAAUAACAAUCAAAACCUCUUUGCUCAACUGCUAACCACGGAGGAGUACAGCAUACAUAAGAACCUCCUUGUCGGCUACUCCACUCUGGCCGACCACGCAGCCUAUGAAGUAGUGCAGAUAGAACUGUCCCACAGUGUUGAUAGUAAACUUACAUAUGAGUUGAAGACGGGAGACCAAGUGAUACAUGGAGCCAGUCAGUAUGCCAGUGCCCUCUGUGAUCAUAUAGAAGAUGAUUGUGAUGUGGCCUCCUUGAUCGAUAAAGUGCAUGGAGAUGUUGAAAAUGCCGCCAAAAAGCAGAGGCCUAUUAAACUACAAUGUGGAGUAGCAAAGAGAUCCCUACAUGAUCCAGCCACUGGUGAUAGUAGUUUGUUAUUGAAGAAUCUGCAAAAAGUAGUUAAGCAAUUAAAUGAUAACAUUAUUGUAUUAUAGUCCUACAUUUUCUGCAAAGAUAGUAGAUAUUUAGGACAUCACGUGGUGCUAUUUUAUAAGUACGCAUAAGUUAAAAUAUCAUAAGUUUUAUACAGAAAAAAAAAAACAAAUUAAAUGAACAAAUUAACUGUAA
Plutella xylostella (diamondback moth) is the source of this 1218-nucleotide messenger RNA. RefSeq names its product mucosa-associated lymphoid tissue lymphoma translocation protein 1. The record is from RefSeq and is a predicted model, not a curated record. Gene Ontology annotation, biological process: proteolysis. Gene Ontology annotation, molecular function: cysteine-type endopeptidase activity. NCBI's taxonomy places the organism in Eukaryota, Metazoa, Arthropoda, Insecta, Lepidoptera, Plutellidae.